Penicillium angulare is the source of this 1518-nucleotide messenger RNA. RefSeq names its product allantoinase alX. Gene Ontology annotation, biological process: allantoin catabolic process; purine nucleobase catabolic process. Gene Ontology annotation, cellular component: cytoplasm. The coding region runs from base 1 to 1518 and encodes 505 amino acids. The record is from RefSeq and is a predicted model, not a curated record. Gene Ontology annotation, molecular function: cobalt ion binding; allantoinase activity; zinc ion binding. NCBI's taxonomy places the organism in Eukaryota, Fungi, Ascomycota, Eurotiomycetes, Eurotiales, Aspergillaceae. The transcript is spliced from 2 exons.
AUGGCGACAGCUAACAUCCCCUCGAUUGCCGUGGUGGCUUCAUCCCGUGCUGUUAUCUCCGGCCGUUUGACCUCUGCUACAAUUGUCAUUUCCCGAACUACCGGAAAGAUUACCGCCGUAUUUGAUUCCGUGAUUCCUUCUUCUGAGUUCCCUCAGGGUACACCUUAUACCGACUACUCACCUUAUGUGCUUUUGCCUGGUCUCGUCGAUGCUCAUGUUCAUCUGAAUGAACCCGGCCGCACAGAAUGGGAGGGCUUCUACACUGGCACUCAAGCUGCUGCCUUUGGCGGUGUUACCACCGUUAUUGAUAUGCCUUUGAAUGCUAUCCCUCCCACUACUACUGUAGCGGGUCUGAAGGAGAAGCUCGAUGCUGCCCAGGGCAAGUGCUGGGUUGAUGUUGGCUUUUACGGUGGUAUUAUCCCCGGUAACGCUGGCGAACUAAAGGGUCUCGUGAAUGAGGGUGUUCGUGGUUUCAAAGGAUUCCUGAUUGACAGUGGUGUUGAUGAGUUCCCUGCUGUGGGCAAAUUGGAUAUCGAAAAAGCUAUGGCUGAAUUAGCUGAUGAGCCUACAACGCUCAUGUUCCAUGCUGAAAUGGUCCCACCCAUCACCAAGUCCGUGGGCGAUGAGGUCCAAUCCUCUGAUCCACCAGCUGCCCCAGCUGGUCCUCUUGAGGCUUACUCGACCUUCUUGGCCUCCCGACCCUCAGAGUUUGAAACAUGCGCCGUUGAGAGUAUCUUGUCAAUGGCCCACAUCGCUCCUAACCUCCAAUUGCACAUUGUCCAUCUCUCCGCCAUGGAAGCCAUUCCUCUCCUGCGCGAAGCCCGUGCCCGAGGCGUGAAGGUCACUGCCGAGACCUGCUUCCACUAUCUGUCCUUGGCUGCUGAGCAGGUCCGUGACGGUGAUACACGCCACAAGUGUUGCCCACCUAUUCGCUCCCAACUGAACCAGGACGGUCUAUGGGCCGAGCUUGAGAAACACACCGGUGACGGUGUCAUCAAGACCGUCGUCUCCGACCACUCCCCCUGCACUCCCGAUCUGAAGCAGCUCCCCUCCCACAUCGCCGGCGCUAUCAAGGGUGGCAAGGAAGAGAAGGGUGACUUCUUCUCCGCCUGGGGUGGUAUCUCCUCCGUUGGCCUGGGACUACCCAUUCUCUGGACUGAAUUGAGCCGCCGUAAGGGUCUGACCCCCUCCCCUGAUGAUGUGAACACCAGGAACUCCCUGCAAGACGUUGUCCGCCUCUGCUGUGCCAACACUGCUGCUCAAGUCGGUCUCGAGUCUCACAAAGGUGACCUCCGUCCCGGUUUUGAUGCCGAUAUCUGUGUCUUCGAUGACGCCGCCGAGUGGACCGUUGAGCCUAGCACUAUGCUCUUCCGUAACAAGUGCUCUCCUUACCAGGGCCGCACUCUCCGCGGUAUGGUCCGUGAGACCUGGCUGCGUGGUGAGCGUAUUUUCAGCCGUCAAGAUAACUUCGGCGACAAGGCACCUGCUGGCAAGCUUCUUCUCGAGAAACGGGUUUGA